Molecule: messenger RNA, 810 nt
Organism: Mesorhabditis spiculigera
Lineage: Eukaryota; Metazoa; Nematoda; Chromadorea; Rhabditida; Rhabditidae
Source: the annotation of a GenBank genome assembly
AUGGAUUACAUCCGUCUGAAAGAUGAUAAGAAGUUUGGCCCAUUGUUUGGCGACGCGAAGAUCAGUCUUAAUUGUUGGCACGCGAAGGACUCGACACGGAAGUGCCAAGGCACCGACAAGUGCCUCCACCUGCUUUUCAACAUGAAGCCUGGCGCGACCGACCGGCAGCUGGGACUCCGUGCAUGCGUCCCGACACAGGACGAAAAAUGGGGGAACGGCUAUCAGAACGAGAAAGUGAUUUCGAGACCGGAAUUCGUAUCGAUCCUCAACGGCGCCGAGCCCUCCGUCGAUUGCGAGAACGUUAAGGAUUCGACAAAGAAGUGCUCGGGUACCAACAAGUGCAUCCACAUGCACAUCGACUCGAAGACUCCGGAAGCGACCGUCGAGCAGUUGGAGGUGCGCACCUGCGCCACCGGGAUCUGGCUGGAGAAGUGGGCGCCCGGCUAUGGAUCAAUUCCGCUACCGAAAGGACGCGUCCCGGCCCUUCUGCUGCUCACCUGCCUGCUAGGGUUCCGCCUCGACACCGUUGCCGCCGACUGCUACCAAUGCGCCCAAGGACUGCAGCUUCUUCAGCAGGUCAUGGCGCUGGCUGGCACUCCCGCUUUCCCGCCAGAAUUCACCAACGGCGUCCAGGAGAGCACCGACUGCGCGACAACCUUAGAGGUUCACAGAAAGCUCUUGGAGCAGUGGGAAAACAAAGUGGAGGGACAGAAAGGAGACAACUGGGCUAUCUGGAUGCAAGCCUGCGAGGGUGAUCGCUGCGACAAGCUGUCGGUUGACGAGCUGAAGAAGGCCGCCGUGGUGAAGGGC